This is a messenger RNA of Varanus komodoensis (Komodo dragon), 3423 nucleotides long. It is a transcript of the gene PI4K2B, whose product is annotated as phosphatidylinositol 4-kinase type 2 beta. The transcript has 10 exons. Gene Ontology annotation, molecular function: 1-phosphatidylinositol 4-kinase activity. Gene Ontology annotation, biological process: endosome organization; Golgi organization; phosphatidylinositol phosphate biosynthetic process. The coding region runs from base 105 to 1583 and encodes 492 amino acids. The record is from RefSeq and is a predicted model, not a curated record. Lineage: Eukaryota; Metazoa; Chordata; Lepidosauria; Squamata; Varanidae. Gene Ontology annotation, cellular component: plasma membrane; trans-Golgi network; lysosomal membrane.
AUCGACUGUUUCCUCAACUGCGCGCUUAUGGAGGAGAGUACGAGCGCGUGAGGGGUGCGCGCGCCAGGCUCAUAGCUCCCCCCCCCCCAUCCCUUUUUACUCCCAUGGCGGGCGCUGGGCCCGGGCCCGGCCUUGAGGAAGAGGCCGACGAGGAGCUGCUGCAGCUGGAGACGGAGCCGCCGCCCGUGACGGUGGCUGGGAAGGCCACGAAGGCGACGCCUGGAGGCGCUGUCAGGAUCAGCCUCGGCCGGGGCUCGGUGACGCCAGCGGGACCGGAGUUGGACAAUGAUGGAGGCGAGGAGGACGAGGAGGACGAGGAGGAGGAGGAGCCCCUUCUGGGUGCGGGGGCUUCGGGCUGGAGCCGUAGGAACCAGGAGAGCCGCGGCGCCGCAGCACACACAGGAAAUGUUGGAAGUACUGCAGAGAUGAAUAUCUUUUUGGAUGAUCCUGAAUUUGCUGAAAUCAUGCAGCAAGUAGAACAAGCCAUCGAAUGUGGGGUCUUUCCUGAAAGAAUCUCCCAGGGAUCUAGUGGGAGUUACUUUGUCAAAGAUUCUAAGAGAAAAACAAUUGGAGUGUUUAAACCAAAAUCUGAAGAGCCUUACGGUCACUUAAACCCAAAAUGGACCAAAUAUUUUCAUAAAAUCUGUUGUCCCUGCUGUUUUGGCAGAGGCUGUCUUGUUCCUAAUCAGGGAUACCUUUCUGAAACUGGUGCCUCUCUUGUGGACAAUAAACUGGGAUUAGGAAUAGUACCUAAAACAAAGGUUGUCUGGAUUGUUAGUGAGACCUUCAAUUAUACUGCAAUAGAUCGUGCAAAAUCAAGAGGAAAAAAAUAUGCUUUAGAAAAAGUGCCAAAGGUUGGCAAAAAAUUUCAUCGAAUAGGACUACCUCCCAAGGUUGGCUCCUUUCAGCUGUUCGUUGAAGGUUACAAAGAGGCUGACUUUUGGCUCAGGAAAUUUGAAACGGAUCCUUUGCCUGAAAAUACAAGGAAACAGUUUCAGUCACAGUUUGAAAAAUUGGUUGUGCUUGAUUAUGUCAUCAGAAACACUGACAGAGGCAAUGACAAUUGGUUAGUCAGGUAUGAAAAGCAGAAUGAUGGGAUUGACCUUUCUGAUAAGGAUAUCCAAUGGCUUAAUGAAAAGGACCCUAUUAUUAAAAUAGCAGCAAUUGAUAAUGGUUUAGCUUUUCCUUUCAAACAUCCUGAUGAGUGGAGAGCAUAUCCAUUCCAUUGGGCUUGGCUUCCACAAGCAAAGGUCUCUUUUUCACAAGAGACAAUAGAUUUGAUUCUUCCUCGAAUUUCUGACAUGAACUUUGUACAGGAUCUUUGUGAGGAUCUUUAUGAACUAUUUAAGACUGACAAAGGUUUUGACAAGGCAACUUUUGAAAAUCAAAUGUCUGUGAUGAGAGGACAGAUACUUAACCUUACUCAGGCAUUAAAGGAUGGAAGAAGUCCUCUUGAGCUUGUUCAGAUGCCCCGUGUCAUUAUGGAAAGAAGUCAUGGUGGAAGUCAAGGACGAAUUGUUCACCUGAGCAAUACAUUUACACAGACUUUUCAUAGCCGGAAGCCUUUUUUUUCUUCCUGGUAGAAAUUAUUGUCUCCAACUUAGCAAGACUUUCUACUAUGUAAACGAUUCAGAAUAGUGUAACUCUGCAUACAACAGAGUGCUGGACUGCCAAAACCUCAGAACUUAAGUUUUGUAUUUUGAAUGUAAUAAGUUUACAGUUUCUUUAAAAUUGUGAAAUUUUACAUCAGGGAAAUGAGGAGUUUGUCCUAUAUUGUAUUUUUAUAGACGGUUUAAUGUUUUCUGUAUUUAAUAAAAGGGAAAAAAUAAAGUUUACAGAUGCCAAAGACUACUUUUGAAUAAAUUGUAGGAAAGAAUUGUUCUGUUGAAUACAAAUUUCAGAAACCAUGUCUAAUUUGUUUGUUAGAAAUAAAGCACAGCUUUUUCAUUCCUCUACUGAUGAGACAACUGCAUGAAAAUUCUCCUUUAACAGUAAUUGAUCAGUUGUUAUAGUGGUUCUUAGUGAUUUAUGGACUCAGACAUAACAAACUUGUCUCUUACCAUUUGGAUCUGGGACCAAUAUUAUUGCAUCUGCAUUGGGAAAAUGCAAGCAUGGAAAAAGACUAAGUUAAUCCCGCCAUUUUAGAGGAAACCUAAUUUUGACAAAUUCUCAUGCCUUAUUUGGUUCUGAAUGCACAUAUUUCUAUAGGUUGCUCCUGUAUCAAAGUCUUGCUUGAGAGCAGGAUUAUAAGCAAGUCUCAACCUAUGCCCCUUACCAUCACCACUUACUUAAAGUGCAAUAUAUGUGUAACGUCUGUCCCUGCAGAAAAGGGGAUAGAUGGAGUGUUUGAGUGGGUCCAGUGAGAGAGUGAGUGUAUGGGUUACUUUUGGGAGGUAAAUUUAAAUACUCUCAAACCCUUCUAUCAAGAAAUUAUAUGCAGGAUUGGGAGAAUCACCUCUUAAGUCAGUUCCAAGUAUAGCUCUUUCUGCAUUUUUCUUUCUCUCUGCCACACCUCUGCCAACAAUUGAGACAAUCAUGGACCACUUCCUCGAUGGAAAUUGGAAAGAUUAAGGCAUGUGUAAUGCCCUUUUAGUUAUUGAAACUUAAAAUAUGCCAGAGGUGUAUUUUUUGUUGUGGACCAUGUUUAGAAUUAGUGUUACAGGUCACAUAGCUUGGCGCUUGUGGGGUGGGCAUUGUCUGCAUUGCUAUGUUGUAUGCUUUGGCCUUGACACUUCAUAAGGAUCUAUGAGAAAAAUAAUAUAUUUUCUUUAGAUUAGUAUUUAUGCUGCAGUUCCUCCACAAUAGUAAAGGAAACCUACCACCCAUGUCAAUCAGAUUUGUUGGCAACAUCAAAAUGGGUACCUUUCAUUACUUACGGUAUACUCCAACAUGCCCCCAAUACUGAUAUUCUAAGCACCCAAAUGUGUGGUGAAGCAGAAGUGAAUUCCUGUCUAUUCGUCAUAAGACAUGUCAACAACACUAAGCCAUUUUGUGGGCUUUAACUUGUGUAAAACAUCAAUUGCCAUGAAAUGUUUAGAUUCAUAUACAUCUAUAGGAAUUUUGAUCUAAAUUCAGUGUUAUGUUUGAAUGUGAGGAUCUCAAGUAAUAUCAGUAGCAAAUCCUGCUUUUAUUAAGUUGUGUGUUCGGUAUUUCCAGCAAUGCUGUAUCUUAAGCUGCUGAUGAAUAUUCCUGAGGCCCCUUUAAAAAAAAACACUGGGUUUUGGUAAAACAGUUUGGCAUGUUGGGAAAAAUUUAUUUGGUAUACUAAAAUGUGUAAGCCUUAAAAUGUAAUAUUUUCUGUACUGUAGGAGUAGAUGAUAGUCAUAUUUAUGAAAAUACUGCGGUUUCAGUUUUUAUCAAUUCUCAUAAUUUUUUAAAGAAUGUGUAAGAUUACCAGACUUUGUUCUCUUAAACCAAUAAAGC